Molecule: messenger RNA, 1209 nt
Organism: Trypanosoma grayi
Lineage: Eukaryota; Euglenozoa; Kinetoplastea; Trypanosomatida; Trypanosomatidae
Product: putative calcium channel protein
Exons: 1
Coding region: 1-1209 (402 amino acids)
Cellular component (GO): membrane
Source: RefSeq, a predicted model, not a curated record
AUGCCGUCGAAGCAGAUUGGCGCGUGGUCUUCAGGAACGGGUCUGUCUGGUGUUGCCGCUUCGCUGAUCUACCUUGGUCUGACCACGGCCGGCCUGACCAACUCGCAGAUCUUCCUGAUUAGCCUCCCCUUGAUCGUUGUGUACUGUCUGCUGUACUUCUUCGGCCUGAAGAUGCCUUUCUACGUGCCGGUAGAUUCUGCCGGUGUGGCGGAGUUGGAUGAGGGUGAUGAGGGUGAUGACGGCCCUGUGGGUGAGAUUGUUACCGGCUACGUCUGCAAGGCGAUGGUGAACUGGAUCGGCACACCGUGGACAAACAUCGUUCCACCCGAGCCCGAACAGAUGCCGGAGUGUCUGAAGGAGCUGAAUCGUGUGAGGAGGCAGGCUGCCAUGGGCGAUGGCUACGUGGAGGCGUCGGAAAGUGAGCCGGCGGAGACUGAUGCUCAGAUUGGUGGAUGGGCGAAAUGGAAACGUGAUGUGUGGCCCGUGCUGAAGGAGAUGCACAAGUUCACGCUGUGGAACAACAUCAACCUCGCCUUGGUGUAUGUCGCGGAGUACGCUGUGCAGUUCAUGGCACCAUUCAGCUUCCCUUGCGGUGAAGUCGAGGAGAGCCAGAACUUCUGGCUGAAGAAUUCGUUCGUCAUCACGCAGCUGUGCUACCAAUUCGGUGUGCUGAUCUCCCGCAGCAGCCUUUUGUGCCUUCGCAUCCGCCAUGUGUGGAUCAUGACGAUCGUGCAGACUCUCAACGCGAUCGCUUGGUUCGUGCAGGCGAAGGUCAAGUACAUGUCGGACCCGGACGAUGAGGAUCGCGAGCUGAAGUUUGCAUUCGGACUGUUUGCGUGGAUGAUCUUUGUGGGCCUGAUGGGCGGUGCCUCUUACGUUAAUGUGUUCUACAACAUUCUAGAGGAGACGCGUGUGAUGCAGGAGGACGAGGAGCGAGAGAUUGUAGAGUUCGUUGCCUCACGCCGGAGGUCUGACGGCGACGUGGAGAAGGAAGACGUGGAGAGGGAGGCCCAGACGACGGAUGACACAGUGAACGGGGAAUCAGAUGAGGCUCGUGCGGCGUGCCGCUACAUCGCAGGCGUGUGGAGAGAGAAACGCAACUUGGCCAUGAACAUUGGCGCUUUGUAUGCCACAAUUGGCAUCACAACUGGCUCUCUUCUCGAUUUAUUCUUCACGCUGGUGGUGCUGAAGGAAGACGGGUGCAGUUAG